Molecule: messenger RNA, 3899 nt
Organism: Westerdykella ornata
Lineage: Eukaryota; Fungi; Ascomycota; Dothideomycetes; Pleosporales; Sporormiaceae
Exons: 4
Coding region: 236-3634 (1132 amino acids)
Source: RefSeq, a predicted model, not a curated record
CUCCAACCCACUUAUACAACCCACCUAUCUACCCGGGCUGGGAACGCCUCCUACCACGCGACUCUCGCCUUGCGACACGCCUACAAUCCACUAGAAUCUCAGCGGCGCUGUCGACCGGCAAGCACUCAUUGCCCGCCUUCACACACGCCCGUUACCCGCGCUCCCUGGCCCACAGACGGCCAACCGUUCUACUACUGCACACAACCCUCCUUCUUCACCUCCGCGGCCCGAUUCCAUGGCCCAGGGUACGAAACCCUCGUCCGCCGUACCUCCAGCGGGAUCGCUCAAUGGGACAUCACAGGCCGCUCUGCCCAUGGGAGUCAAUCGCAAAAAGCAGAAGCGGCGAGAGAAGUUGGCGCUGAAGCAAGCGGCUGAAGCCCGCAGGCAGACUACGGCUCCGGUUCAGAAUGGCAACAUCACAUCCUCCCAUGGCCGUCAAUCCGCCCCCGCUCCAGAACCGGAGGAUUCCAGUUAUGUCCCGGACGAUGACGAGGGAGACUUCUAUUCCGAGGACGAAGAUGGGCACGACAACCGUCAGGCUUAUGGCACGAACGGUCAUCCGUCCGAGGGGUACCCAAGGGGCGGAGCCGCAGGUUCUGGACGCAAGAAGCCGAGGAAGAAAAAGAGGAGAGGAAGCGCAAGUGCCCAACAGGCUCACUACAUCCCAUCCCAGCCGCAUACAACCAGCUCCACCGGAACAUCGAAAAACCUAUGGAAUACCACGACCAACGAGGAGCGGAACAAUAUUAGGGAAUUCUGGUUGGGGUUGAAUGAGAACGAGCGCAAAUCAUUGGUCAAAAUCGAGAAGGAGGCCGUUCUGAAGAAGAUGAAGGAGCAACAGAAGCACUCUUGCAGCUGCACCGUGUGCGGAAGAAAGCGGCAUGCCAUUGAGGAGGAACUGGAGGUGCUAUACGAUGCUUAUUAUGACGAGCUGGAACAAUACGCGAACCAGAGGCAGGACAUUGGCCCCAUGCUCUCCUCGGUGUUACCGCCUAGCCACCCGCCGCAGCCGCACGAACGCCGCCUCAUGCGCACGCAUCCUCCCCCUGGGCAGUACGACGAAGGAGAUGAUAUCUCGCAAGGGGAUGAGGACGAGGGGGAGGAUGAUGAAUACUCAAGUGAGAUAUCUUAUGAAGACGAUAGCUCCGUGGAACCGACAAGCUUACCUCCACACCCCGACGCAGAUUUCCUACAGUUUGGCAGCAGCUUACAAGUGAAAGGUGGCAUCCUUACGGUUGCCGAUGAUCUGUUGAAAAAUGACGGCAAAAAGUUCAUAGAGAUGAUGGAACAGCUUGCUGAACGGAGGAUGCAGCGAGAGGAGGAGGCCACGUACCAAUCCCACCAUCCACCGGACAUGCACAGGCGCCAUCAUGACCAAGGCUCGCCCCCCGAAGCCGACUACUACGACGAUGAGGAGGACGAGGAAGCAGACUAUGAAGAUGAUGAUUACGAGGAUGACGAGGAGGAUGAGGAUGACACGAUGACGGAGGAGCAGCGUAUGGAGGAAGGCCGGCGUAUGUUUCAGAUUUUUGCGGCGCGUAUGUUUGAGCAGCGAGUCCUUCAAGCAUAUCGAGAAAAGGUCGCUGCGGAGCGCCAACAAAAGUUGCUGGAAGAGGAAGCCCAGGAGGAGUUGAGGAAGAAAGAGCGGGAGGCAAAGAAGGCCCUCGCUGCGCAGAAACGUCGAGAACGUAAAGAGCAGGCAAAGAAGCUGAGAGAGGAGACAAAUGCUCAAAAGCAGGCCGCGCAAGCGGCCAAGGAAGCAGCAGCAAAGGCCGAGGAGGAGAGGCGUCAGGAAGAGUUGCGCAAAAAGAAGGAGGAGCAGAGGAGGAAGAAGGAGGCCGAGCGCAAGGCUCAAGAGGAGGAGAGGCAACGCAAGGAAGCCGAGAAACUGAGGCGACAGCAGGAGGAGCGAGAGCGUCAACUGGAGGCCGAACGAAAACAGCGCGAACUCAAGCAGCAGGAAAAGAAGGCCAAGGAGGAGGCAAGGCGGAAGGAGCGUGAAGAGCGUGAGGCGAGAGAGAAGGAGGCUCGAGAGAAGAAGGCGCAGGAGGAAAGAGAACGUCGUGAGCGUGAACUUAAGGCAAAAGCCGAGAGAGAACGUCAGCGUAAGGAAGAACAGGCUGCUGCUGCUGCGGCGAAAAAGGCUUCGCAGCCUAUUGCUGUUCCGCUACCACCGACCUUGGUAAAGCAGAACGCACCCGCCGGAGUUGCGUCGCCGCACAUUACGCCAGCCAUCCCAAAGGCUCCGGCUCCGGCUCCUACUCCAAACCGUCCACGCCAAACCUCUCAACAAGGCUCCCAUGGUUCAUCCCCCAAGACGCCACAUAUAGCUCCUGGCACGAGCCAAUCCAUAUCGCCGACAUCUCAGCUGCUCCACUCAGUCGCUCCCAAAUCAAUCGGAACCAAGCCGGCCACCUCUCAGCAACCCACGCCAACAUCUCACGGCUCAGCUAUGUCUCCUAUGCUCCCAAUAGCUCCUCCUCCCGGCAUGCCGGUGCCUCAUGCCAUGAACAUGCCGCCUGGGUUCAGUAGUUCUCCGUUUGGGCAAAGUGCCAUGGCGCCUCCCGGGUUGGCCGGCCCACGCUCCAGUAUCAGCCACAGCAAUCUGCCGUUCUUUCCUCGUGCGCCUGGCUCUCAGGGUUAUCCUUUGUAUCCUCAGCCUAGUGCUCACACCAUGAGCCCUCUGCCGGGUGGACGCGGAUUCCCGGUGAACUCACCACCAGGACUUGGAGAUAUAUCCACGUUUUCAGCUUCGGGACCAAUACCUGGAUACCCAUUGAGUGUACCUUCUCACUCUCGACAAGCAUCCGGGACGUUCGGCAAGGCCAGCACAGAGACACCGGCCGCCCCCACUCCGGCUCAGCCAAUAUCCCGGCCGACUCCCAUUCAGCGUCCUUCAAGUGUAAAACCCCAUGCAGAUGAUCACCACUCGGAUGUGGACGAGCUCGCCGGUCAUCUGGGCAGCAGAGCGCUGCUAGACGAUGCCGACAUUGAACCGCCUGUGGAGCCACGUCGAACCAGUCUGCAACACGGGCUGAAUACCUUGCGGCCUUUGACAUUUAAUUAUGGGGAUCAUCCUCCACUGCCUAGAAACGAUGGGUUCAAUUCUUUUAGUGGCUCUCCCGGCGGCGCAUGGGGAGCUCCAUCGUUUCCCGCGGCUGCUGGCCAUCUCUGGGGCGGAUCCCCCACCACAUCCGUGUUCAAUGCUCCGCAUCCGUUGCUGGGUCCCCCGCGACUGGGGGAGCAGCGCCUUGUCUGGAUCCGUCGAAUGCUCUGUUCGAUUUGUAGAACUUUCGCCGGCCGACAAUCCACCACGGACGGCUUCCUGGACAUCAACGAGGUGACACACCAACUCGACUCGGUGCUUCUUAACCAAAUGGGAGAGCCGCCGGCUUCGUCUGAGGAGAUCAAAGCGGCAUGCGAUGUCUUCGGAGAUCCAUCAAAUGGCGGCGGCACUCUGGUGUAUCGAGAGGUACCUGGGCCUGUACCCCAGCUUUCGCACAUCAAGUUCACCGAGGAAAGCGCGCCCAAGGCAGCUCUCGGAGAGAUUGGUAGUCCCGUCCCUGGGCACAGUGUGCCCAUCAGCGGGAGCGGUCUCAAUCGGCCAUUUCCCGGUCUCGGACGACCAGUAUAAUAACGCAGCUGGGACAUUGUCCGGCAGCCAAUAUCUGGCGUUGCCUCUUUGAGUUUUGCUGGCUUUGAUUGUGCAGGGCUCACUGACGGGUACUCUGCCCUUGUGCGGCGGUCUUGCUGACUGGUCCUAUCUUGGGGACGACGUCGGAGCGCAGAAGGGGAUACCCAGCUCGACCUGGAGGUUUUACAUGAGCGUCAUCACCUUUAUGUAGAAGAGUAUGUGACUUCAAAGAAGUCAUGCUAUCAACUAAUGAAUCCCUCUCGUG